AUGUUAAUUAAACGACAGGUUAAAAAGAAGAGAUAUAUACUUAAUUGUCUAUUAUUUACUUUAGUUAUUUAUCUAUCAAUAGAAAUUAUACGAAUUAAUGGGUUACCAUUGUUUAAAUAUUUUCACGAUAGGUAUACAAAGCAGUUAGCACAACGAUCAUCAUUAACAAGCCAUCAGUAUUCAACAUUAUGCAGUAGAAAGUCAACAUUACGUGGUUUUAAUCAAAAAAUAAUUUCAAUUAGUUUAUUUGGACCUAAAGAAAAUAAAAUGUAUACGCGUACUAGAUCUAUUCGAUUCUUGAAUGCACUUAUUUCUGAUAUGUAUACAACCUAUCCAGACUGGAUUUUACGAGUUUAUCACGAUUUAACUAUCGAAAAGUCUUUUAUACGUUCAAUAGAAAACAAACAUUCUAAGGUUGAUUUUUGUAACAUUCAUUCAAUGAAUCUCGAUUAUAUUCCACCAAGAAUGUGGCGGUUCUUACCAGCCGGUGAUGAUCGUGUCGAAGUGAUGAACAGUCGUGAUUUAGAUUCUCCAUUAACAGAGCGUGAAUUAGCUGCUGUUUUAGAAUGGUUAAAGAGUAAUAUUUCUUUUCAUGUUAUGCGUGAUCAUCCACAACAUGGUGUUCCAGUUCUUGCUGGUAUGUGGGGUUUUCGUCCACAAUUAAAUCCUUCAUUUUCUAAGAUAUUUUUGUACAAAUUAUUGGAUCGAAAUCUAUCUCGAUUCUAUGAAGGAAAUGGAGAUCAAGGAUUUUUGGAAGCUGAAAUUUGGCCAAAUAUACGAGAUGAUGUUUUCGCACACGAUAGUUUUCAUUGCAAAACACAACACGGGUAUAUUUCAAAACCAUUUCCUACUCGUCGGUCAGUAUCAAAUACAACAUAUGUUUUUGUUGGUUGUCUACGUCCUUGUACCAUGGAGUCUAGUCAAAUUAGCAAAUGUCCUCGAGCAUGUAGACCAAAGAAACAUAAAAAUUGGACUAUGUGCUAG
Messenger RNA from Didymodactylos carnosus, 984 nucleotides. The record is from the annotation of a GenBank genome assembly. Lineage: Eukaryota; Metazoa; Rotifera; Eurotatoria; Philodinida; Philodinidae.